ACAUAACUUUCCCCACCACCUAAUAAUAAUAAUCCGCCCCAAUUAUACACCUUUCAAAUAUAAUUGAUUAAAUGGACUUCCUCAAACACCACCACCACCGCCACAGCUCUGCCACGAGCCACCGUUCGAUCUCCGACACCGACUCUCAACUCGACGAGUUCCACUCUCCUCUCCGCGCCGACUCACCUCUCCGCUCCGCCGACAUCAUCUCCUCCACCUCCACUUCUACCGCCAUCGUCACCGUCGACAAGUUCCGAUCUCCGAUCAGAUCUCCUCUUUCCAGAACCGUCAAUGUCGCGCCUUUGGCCAAAUCUCCAUCGCCUGCCGUAACCUACAACCGGCCGGCGAAAGAUGAGGCGGUAACCGGCGGUACUGUUAAGUCCGGCUCCGGUGGAGGUGAUGCCGGAUUUAGCGGCGGCGAUGGCGGUGUGAAGAGGUCGAGAGUGCCGGUGACGCCGGUUGUUAGGCGGCAGCGAAGUGAAGUGACGGUUGAGAGAGUUGCGUUAGGGUUUAGGAUUUGUGAGAUGAUAUUUUGCUUAAUUGCGUUUUCUGUUAUGGUUUCUGAUAAAACUCAAGGAUGGAGUGGUGAUUCGUUCGAUAGAUACAUGGAGUAUAAGUACUUGGUAGCAGUGAAUGUUAUAGCCUUCACAUAUGCAGCAUUGCAAGCCGUUGAUCACACAUACCUCUUAGUUUAUGGCAGACACGUUGUCACGUAUCCUCUCCGUUGUCAUUUCGACUUUUUAAUAGAUCAGAUAUUGGCGUACCUGUUGAUCUCAUCGUCCUCUUCAGCAGCCACACGGGUUGAUGAUUGGGUGUUAAAUUGGGGAAAAGAUGAGUUUACAAAGAUGGCUUCUGCAUCUGUGGUGAUGUCUUUCUUGGCUUUUCUUGGUUUUGCGUUUAGUUCAAUUAUAUCUGGUUAUAAUGUUUGUGAUAAGAACCCUAUCUGAUUCUUUAAGUUUUUAUGCUGGUAAUGGAGUUUAAAGUCAAAGAGGUCAAAUGUAAACAAUUUUGUACAGACAACUAGGCAAAUCUUAUAGAGGGGUCAAAGUAGCACAUUUUUUUCGUUUUGAACCAUAUAGUAGAACGAUCAUCAAAGAUGCUUAGUGUUGGUACAUAUCUAGUUCUUGUGCUUGUUGAUGCGUG
Messenger RNA from Helianthus annuus (common sunflower), 1143 nucleotides. RefSeq names its product CASP-like protein 4A3. The record is from RefSeq and is a predicted model, not a curated record. The coding region runs from base 72 to 947 and encodes 291 amino acids. The transcript has 3 exons. NCBI's taxonomy places the organism in Eukaryota, Viridiplantae, Streptophyta, Magnoliopsida, Asterales, Asteraceae.